Messenger RNA from Blepharisma stoltei, 1928 nucleotides. NCBI's taxonomy places the organism in Eukaryota, Ciliophora, Heterotrichea, Heterotrichida, Blepharismidae. The record is from the annotation of a GenBank genome assembly.
AUGCAUAGCUACCCAUCAUAUGUUUACCAAGGAUACGAUAGUAGGAGCAAUGGAGUCUAUAACCCUUAUAUGCAUACCCCACAGAAGAAAAGAAAAUUCGGUACUCUUGAAGAAGGGUUCUUCAGCUUAUCUUUAGGAAAUAAAGAAAGCAAAGUAAAGGAUAAAAAAGAAGAUAUUGAAAUGAGCAGUUCCCUUAAUAUUUUUAAAGACCUCAAUAUUCAAGGAAUCCCUAAUCGAAUUUUCAAUGAAAAUCAUAUUAAAAAUUUCGGCAUGAGCAGCUCUGAUGAUUUCAAUUAUCAAAAUCCUCCUAAUCAGAUUUCCAAUGCAAGUCUUCCUAUUAACAAUAUUAACUGCAAUAAUAUAGUUAUUGCAAAUUUCAAUAAUGGCACAGUAGAGAGCAGAAGCAAAAUGUUAAGCGAUUUAAGUCCCCUAUUGGCAUCAUUAGACUUUGAAAAUCAAAAUGAAAAACGCUCUUUUAAUCCUCCGCAUGAAUCUGCAAUUAAAAACCAAAAAAUGAUUAUGCCUCCAUCUCUUCCAUAUAGCCAAUCACCAAAGAAAAGAAAUAGAGAUGAAGACUGCAUGCCAAUUUUUAUAGGAAUCAAAGACAAGUUCAACGGAUUUAAAAUUGUCCCAAUUGAUGCAAAAAUAAUUAAAAAAUUGAUGAAAAAAGAAAAACAAAAUCCUGAUGGGCCUAUUGCAAAAUAUAUAAUAAAUAUAAAUAGGUUUGAUAAUAUUAAUAAAAAUGUAAUUGUAUAUUUAUUUUUAAAAUAUACUUUAUGUGUAUAAGCAUAAUAAUUGUUUUCAAUGCUGCGCAAUAUAUUCAAAUAGAAAAUAUGCAAGAAAUGAGAGCUGAGCUAGAGUGCUUGAACAAAAGAAUCAUUGAAUUUAAUCAAUUAAUCAAAGUUCUUGACCAAAAAAUCUAUUGGAAUAACCAAGCAUUCAAAGUCAGAAACGACACCAUUAUAGCUUCUUUCGUGCUUUUCCGUAGUAUUAUGGAAAAUCUAUCUUUGAGGGCACUAGCUUCUUCUACAGUUUUUAUUGUCUUAGAUUUUAGAUAAGCUAAGACCUUUGAAUUAUCAAUUAAUUUAAUUUUGAAACUUUUAAACCUUAAUUCUUUAAGAGAAGGACAAUUUUCAGCGCUCAUGCUUAAUACUCUUUCUUCAUGCGAUUAAUGGUCCUGGAGCUCGAAAUAAGGAGAUCUGUCAAGUCUUUAUGAGUUUUGCCUAAUAUUAUCAGUAUAAGGAUGUUAUAAAUAUGAUUUAAUUAUCCUGCCCACUUUAAGUCUAUCUUACAAUUAAAUUUUAUCACAAAGAUGACCUUCGGAAUUAAAAAAUUAAAAUUUUCUCAAUUUUUUUAUGAGUUGCCUCUGUUCUUGUCACUGUGAAAAUACUUUUAAGCAUGUUAUAAUAUCCUUGGUACAGCUUCGCCCACUUAACUCGAUAAAUUUUAUCAAUUGCAAUAAAAUUUUCUAAUAAAGAUGGACAUUAUAAGAAUUGAAAAAUUUCUCCAAGGUCUUUAUGAAUUGCCUCAGAUCUCCUUAUUUCGAAUUCCAGGACCAUUAAUCGCAUGAAGCAAGGGCAUCAAGCAUGAGCGCUGAAAAUUGUCCUUCUCUUAAAGAAUUAAAUCAUUUUUAAGGUUUAAAAAAUUUUAAAACUAAAUUAAUUGAUUAUUAAAAAGUCUUCGCUUAUCUAAAAAAUCUAAGGCAAUAAAAAUGUAGAUCAGGUUAGUGCCCUCAAAAAAGGCAUAACAAUACAGAAAAACGCGAAAGAAGCUAUAAUGGUUAUCCAACUGCACAAAAUUGUUAUAUGUAUGCAAACAUCUGAUAUGAUGAAUGUCUCAGAUCAGACAGAAAAAAGCUCCUGAUUAAGCUUUUAAAGAGAAAAAGAUGGCUUGAGUCUCAACUAAAGCAACAAUAUAUAGUGAUAUAA